This is a messenger RNA of Psylliodes chrysocephalus, 1050 nucleotides long. The record is from the annotation of a GenBank genome assembly. Lineage: Eukaryota; Metazoa; Arthropoda; Insecta; Coleoptera; Chrysomelidae.
CAACGCUAGAGGAGAAUUAAACAAGAUGGGGAGACAAAUUGAAAUUUUGGGGAGACCUCAAAAAAGGAACAAUUAAAAGUUUUUAAAUUAAAAAUUAAAGAAAUUUUUGAAGAUUUAAUGUUGAAAUGAAAUUUGACUUAUCCCAGAAACAUAUGUGACAAUUAAUUUCUAAGUAAGAAGUUUAUUUAUAAACUAAAACUGAAAUAAAAACUCACCAUUGAACAAUUAAGAAGAUCCCAAGUCGUUUAAUGUUGUAUUUGAGGAAAAAUACACUCUGCAACACGGAAUAUGAAUUUUCUGCUAGUGGUUGACCUUGAAGAGAAUAAAACAAGAUUAAAAUUUAUUGAAAAACUUGAACAAAACAGGUAUUAUUUUCCUCUUUCAAAGCUUACUAAAGAUUUUUAUCGAGUAAACAUUGUAAAAUACAGAGAUUUUGAUUAUCCUGAUUACAACCUAUUAAGAUAUUUGGCACUUGUACAAAUCAUUUUUGAGAUAAUGAUACAAGAAGAAUUAAGCAUGGGAGAUAUCAUCGUUAUUGAUUUAAAAUAUGUAAACAAAACUCAUGUUCUAAAAACUACUCCGACCCAAAUGAAGAUGUCAAACUUUUUUUUAGAGCAACUAUGGGCAAACAGGGUCAAGGCUAUUCACUUUAUCAAUGUUCCAACUUAUGCUGAAAUGUUAAUUUCAUUAGCUAAAACUGUAGUGAAGAAAAAAAUUAAGGAAAGACUGUUUGUCCAUGCUUCUAACGAACAAUUGUUUGAACAUGUACCAAGGGAAUUUUUACCAAAGGAUUACGGUGGUGGAGAAAGAUCUCUAGAUGAACUAAACGAACUCUGGAGAUUAAAAAUGGAGAGAUAUCAACCACGCUAUGAGCAGUUACAAAAAUUAAAAGUGAAUGAAGCUCUUCGACCAGAGCCUUUGGUAAAUUCUGAUAUUCUAGGAUACUAUGGAAACUUCAAGAAAAUAGAUUUCGAUUAAGUUGAUGUUAAAAAGAAACACAAAAUCAGGAAUAACGUAUCUGUAAAUAAUAAUUUGUUCUUCGAAAACAAC